CCAGCCCGCUCGGAGGGGUUUCGGACAGAAGGGAAGGAGCAGCGCCGCGUCGUCCGCCUCCCAGCGCGCCGCGGGCACUUCUCCCGGGCCUCGCCGAACUCUCCCGCGACCCCCGCGCGCCCUCAGGCCGCCCCCCGCGCCGCGGGCUCCGGACAACUUCAGGGGUGGGGUGCGAAGAAAGUUUGCGGCUGCCGCCGCCGGCCUCCCGCCUCUCGGCCUAGGAGGCUCGCCGCCCGCGCCCGCCCGCUCGGCCUUGCCAGGGACCGCGUCGCGCCCCGAGACCGCCACCAUGAACAAGCUGUACAUCGGCAACCUCAACGAGAGCGUGACCCCCGCGGACUUGGAGAAAGUGUUUGCGGAGCACAAGAUCUCCUACAGCGGCCAGUUCUUGGUCAAGUCCGGCUAUGCCUUCGUGGACUGCCCCGACGAGCACUGGGCCAUGAAGGCCAUCGAAACUUUCUCCGGGAAAGUCGAAUUGCAAGGAAAACGCCUAGAGAUUGAACACUCGGUCCCCAAAAAACAAAGGAGUCGGAAAAUCCAGAUUCGAAAUAUCCCACCCCAGCUUCGUUGGGAAGUGCUGGAUAGCCUGCUUGCUCAAUAUGGUACUGUGGAGAAUUGCGAGCAAGUGAACACGGAGAGUGAGACGGCAGUGGUGAAUGUCACCUAUUCCAACCGGGAACAGACCAGGCAAGCCAUUAUGAAGCUGAAUGGCCACCAGCUGGAGAACCACGCCUUGAAGGUCUCCUACAUUCCCGACGAGCAGAUAGCACAAGGCCCUGAGAACGGGCGCCGAGGAGGCUUUGGCUCCCGGGGUCAGCCCCGCCAGGGCUCCCCUGUGGCAGCAGGGGCCCCAGCCAAGCAGCAGCAAGUGGACAUUCCCCUGCGGCUCCUGGUGCCCACCCAAUAUGUGGGCGCCAUUAUUGGCAAAGAGGGGGCCACCAUCCGAAACAUCACGAAACAGACCCAGUCCAAGAUAGAUGUACACAGGAAGGAGAACGCAGGCGCCGCGGAGAAGGCCAUCAGCGUCCACUCCACACCUGAGGGCUGCUCCUCUGCAUGUAAGAUGAUCUUGGAAAUUAUGCAGAAGGAAGCAAAGGACACCAAAACGGCCGACGAGGUUCCCCUGAAGAUCCUGGCCCAUAAUAACUUCGUGGGGCGUCUCAUUGGCAAGGAAGGGCGCAACCUGAAGAAGGUGGAGCAGGACACAGAGACGAAAAUCACCAUCUCUUCGCUGCAGGACCUCACACUCUACAACCCCGAGAGGACCAUCACCGUGAAGGGCGCCAUCGAGAACUGCUGCAGGGCCGAACAGGAGAUUAUGAAGAAAGUUCGGGAGGCCUAUGAGAACGACGUGGCCGCCAUGAGUCUGCAGUCACACCUCAUCCCCGGCCUGAACUUGGCGGCUGUGGGUCUUUUUCCAGCCUCAUCCAGUGCGGUCCCGCCCCCGCCUAGCAGCGUCACUGGAGCGGCUCCCUACAGCUCCUUUAUGCAGGCUCCAGAGCAGGAGAUGGUGCAGGUGUUCAUCCCCGCGCAGGCGGUGGGCGCCAUCAUCGGGAAGAAGGGACAGCACAUCAAACAGCUCUCACGCUUCGCCAGCGCCUCCAUUAAGAUUGCUCCUCCUGAAACUCCUGACUCCAAAGUUCGUAUGGUCAUCAUCACUGGACCCCCGGAAGCUCAAUUUAAGGCUCAAGGGAGAAUCUACGGAAAACUCAAGGAGGAGAACUUCUUUGGUCCCAAGGAGGAAGUAAAGCUGGAGACCCACAUCCGGGUGCCGGCGUCAGCCGCUGGCAGGGUUAUUGGCAAAGGCGGCAAAACGGUGAAUGAGUUGCAGAAUUUGACAGCAGCCGAGGUGGUGGUGCCGAGAGACCAGACCCCUGAUGAGAACGACCAGGUCAUCGUCAAGAUCAUCGGGCAUUUUUAUGCCAGCCAGAUGGCACAGCGGAAGAUUCGAGACAUCCUGGCCCAAGUGAAACAGCUGCACCAAAAGGGACAGAGUAACCAGGCCCAGGCACGGAGGAAGUGACCAGCCCCCUCCCCGCCGCGGCGACUCAAGGACAACGGGCUGAAAUCGAGAGCGCGUUCUCCCCAGCAGGCCUGAGAAUGAGUGGGAAUCAGGGACACUCGGGCCGGGAUGUAGAUCAGGUUUGCCCACUUGGCUCGAGGAAGGACGUUCCAGUGAGGAACCCUGAUCCCUCGGCCCCACACGCCCAACCAAUUGGCCCGACACUGCCCACCCCUCAGGGUGUCACCACGGAAAUUCUAGCUCAGGGUGCUUUUAAACGUGGAUUGUUGAAGUAAGUUCUCCAGGUCCCACCAAGAAAGUGGGUCAGGCCCCAGUGGGAAGAGAAAUAAAAUUUCCUUCAGGUUUUUAAAUCAUGCCGAGGGGUGUUUUAAUCAGCCUCAAAGGAUGGUUUGCUUCUCGACCCUAAAAAUCCUUCCAACCCUCUCCUACUUGGUUCGUUGAUUAAAAUACCUCUAUUCUCGUGCCCUGACAUAACCUCUUCCUAUAUAGCCUCUUCCUGAAGUCACACUAAUUGUGUUAUCCGUACCGCUGCGGGAAAUGGUGUGGGAGCGACUGCAGUGAUUUGCUUACGUUAUUGACUCAGAGGAGCAGACGCACCAGCAUCGAUAGUUUAAUUCCACUCCUUCCCUAACCAACCGGUAGGAACAGCAAGGCAUACAGAGCGGGGGAGAGAUGUGAUUAAAAUAUAUAGUAAUCCACGUUUAAAAGGAGGGCCCUUACGGCUGAUCUAGUCCAGACCCACCGUCUUGAAAAAUUGGCGCGGUUAAAAUGUUCUCCACCCUGGCGGGGACCUCCCCACCAAGAUUCCCUGCCCCGUUCACGUCCUUCUGCCCGUCGAGGUGCACGUGGGCGGUACUGAGCGCUCAGCGGGAUGGGGGCUGACCACUGUACCGUCCCUGAUUCCCAUCAUUCUCAGGCAGAUUUUUAUAUUUUUUUAAAGUCUAUUUUAAUGAUUGGAUAUGAGCACUGGGAAGGGGACACAACUCCCCUUGAUAAAGUCUCAGUUCCAUGGAGGACUCGAGUGGCCCCAAAGGCUGCCACUGUGGCCCUCGCUCCAGCCCAUGUGCUCCUAUAAGGGCUGGUUCCCAGAGGCAGGGGUUGCGGGGCACUCCCCCCCCACGGCACUGUUCCCUUGGUGGAGGUGGGAUGUGGAACCCAACCCCCAGCUGCCGGUAAAGCUGAAGUCCAUCACCUGGCAUGCAUUUAUGAAUAUUCAGUACAUUGGAGAGUAUUUGCUUCUGUCUUUAUCCUAGAGGCACAUUUAACCGAUGGCUUCUGCCUCCACGCAUCACCGGCGUGACGAAAGUCAUGCCUGAAAGCAGAAUUCUUGAUACCAGCCACCUCAUGCACAAAAGUGGUAAAUAAGCUUAAUUUAUUAAUUUACCAGGCUCAGUAAGAUCCCUUUGGAAGUUCAGCCCUUGUGGAAGACAGCAGCCAUCAGUUAAAUGAGGUUGGGCCUUCCCUCCUCCUAUACUGAUUGUCAAUGCAUAUUAGCCGGGUGGUGCACUUUAGUCAGCUACCUUGGACAAUGCGAUCAAGUGUGCUGGGAAGGAAGGAAGGCCUCUCUGCAUGUGGAAAAAGCCCAUGCGCGGAGUCCCCUCCUUCCGCGACACUGCAACGACGAGAGACAACCAUGACACGUGGGCGGAGUCAGUCAGGUAAUGCUGUGCGCGAAGUAAACUACCUCAAGGUAUGAAGUUACCUCAGCAAUUACUUUCCUUUUUGUUCCCCCCGCCUUUUUUUAACCUUUUUUUUUUUUCCUUUGCGGCUUGCUGAUAUUUUAUAUAAAAAAGAAAAGCGAAGCAAAAGAGAAGCUGAUAGUCUUGAAUAUUUUAUUUUUUUAAUGAAAAGAAAAAAAACGAGAAAGUUAUGUUUCAUAAUUUCUUACAACGUGAGCCAGUGUAAGCCUUUAGGAUCUCUCUAUGGAGAACAGGCCCUGGGGGAAAGGCAGCAGAGGCUGGCUCUUCGGGAGGGGGCUGGGAACUCAGCGGCCGCGAGGGUGAGAGGCCCUGAUCUCUGAGUCCCGGAUUCCCAAGCCACUGGCCUCUCCUGGGACGUCCCGCCUGCUGGGAUUCAGAGACCUGGCAGAGCUGUGGGCCUCCAGUGGCCCAGCCGCCGGCUCAGGGCGUCCACUCUCUCCCUUUUCGGUUCAAGGGCAUCCCGGCCAGUUUUCCCCACCAGUGGUGCUGUUGAGAUAUUUUAAAAUAUUGCCUCCGUUUUAUCGAGGAGUGAAAGAAUAUCUAAAAAAAUAUAUAUACCCAUUAAGAAAAACAAAAACCCUCUAUUUCUCUUUCUAGAAGUAUGGGAGCCAAGAUUCCGUUGGUGGAAGAGGCAAAGCUGCUCUCUUAACCCUCAGAGAGGCCCACCUGGUUUGUCAUCGCAGUCUUUUCUUUUUGUGGCUGUUCUUUUCAGUGCCGUCUUGCUGUUCCUUUGGGUCUGUGUCAACAGACCAAGGAGCAAACAGACACUCAGACUAUUGCCCCUUCGUCUCUUGUCAUCUUUAGAUUGAUCUGAUUGGUUCUAACCGUGCACCCAAGCUAAAGGACUUGUCGAUUUAGGGCGGUGGGUGCAAGAAGGGGUCAGGGGUAUGGGAAUGUGACUGGGGACAGCUUCCUGCCUCGCUCGUGUCUUAUCCCUGUGUCCCCACGACACUUCCUUUGUAACCAACUGUCUGCCCCCAAAGAGAGGAGGAAGCAGGAGUGCAUUUAGGGGUAAUAUCAGGCCAGUAUAAUUGAGCUUCCCACCUGUCGUAACCCCCCAAAACGGGUCUCCCUACUUCCAUCUCUGGCUCUCUAUGCUUUAUCCCAAAACGAAGGCAGGUAACAUUCAGACAUCGGCCAUUUGGUGAUUUAAGGCGAAUUUCCAGCAGCAAGCAUGCUUUAAUACCCGGUUCAAACUACCAGCAGAAAAAACAACAAAAAACAACAACAAAAAACCCCACCCACAGUACCUGAAAUGUGAUUGUUGCAGUGUUCAGUUUCCUUGGGAUCCUGCUCCCUUCACACCUUAAGCCCACGUCCUUUUCCUCCGGCUGGCUUGGCGCUCGGCAGAGGCCAGGAAGUGUGGCAAGGGACUGUCAGACGUUAGGUGAAUUAAGGCAUGGCUUUCCUUCAUUGCCGACAUUUGCCCAGCAGGAAAGUUGUGCAAGUUAACCCUAUCAGAAGCAGAAGGAAUAUGGUUUGGUGGUUAAAGUUUAGCGGGAUCAAGGACCUGUCUUGGCGGCCCGCCUUUGACCCUUUAGGCUAGGACUUGGGGCAGCGCCUUGCCCUCCUGCACAUCACCUCCAUUUCCCCAUCCUUGGCGAGAUAAGUCAACUCGGAAAGCACUUGGGAGAUUUGGAUGAUCAGAGAAAAGUGACUUUUGGAAAACCACUUCUAUACUGGAGAGAGAGAGAGAGCGCGAGAUAUAUAUGUGUGUGUGCGUGCGCUACAUAUAUAUUUUUAAGAAAGGACCAUCUCUUUAGGAUAUAUUUUUAUUCUGUGGAACACACCAGAAAAAAACCAAAAUGGUUUGAUUUCACUAACUUCAAAGCUGCAUCUGACAGUUAACACCCGGAUGGCUUUAAUCCCCUCGAGGGUCUGGUUGCCUUUGGCAGUGUGGGUCGUGGCCUCGGCUCUGGGUAGGAGAGAGCCCCGCGGAGGGACCGAGUUUAGCCCCUGCUGCCCUCCCCCAGGGCCUUGUCCAGGCCUCAUUCCUUUCCCGUGAGCUCUCCGCUUCCGGGGGCGGUUGCGAGCUAUUCUUAGGUCUGCCUGUUGGCAGAAAAGACCCCAUGUAAAACCCAGAGAACACUGCGGGGGACACUCCAGGUGGCCCUGUUGUCCAUUUUCCUCUGUGCCAAAGACAGACAGAGGCUGAGAGAGGCCGUCUCUGAAUCAAAGCAGUAGCCGUCUUUGAACAUCCACCUUGGGCCCUCUGAGAGGGGCUCCUGGAAACGUGUGAGCUGAAGGCCCGUCCCUUCCGCCUGAGGCUCCUGGGGACUCGGGGGCGGUACUUAACUUGCCAAGGGGUAGGGAGCCGAGAAAGGGGUCCGUUGGCUCCUGGUUGCACUUUGGGGAGGGAGGGGGAAGCUUGGGGCUCCUCCACGCGGGGCUGCUCUCCGUCCCCUGCCCCCACUGCAGAGAUAGCAUGGCGAGUUCCCUUCAGGCCUGGCAGACUGGCAACGAGGAGGGGCCUCAGUUAGCUCUCAAGGGUGCCUUCCCCUCCUCCCACCCCAGACGUACCCUCUGCCAAACUGGGAACCGGCAGUGCUAUGUAACUACCUCACAGAGCCCCAGAGGGACCGCCCGGACUUCCGGCACCUCUAGUCACCCCUUCCCCUCCCGCCUCCCAGGGUGGGUCGGGGGAGGUGGGCCAUCCGUUUCAUUCUCCUGAAGCUUCCGGGGAGAUCCUAGUGGCUUUGACAUUCAAACCGUGCAACUGUUUCUUUGCCUGUUUGUUGAGAACAGGCACAAGGAAGACCGCACGGCCUGACCACCGUGCUUGCAGGAAGAUGGAGAACAAAUCCUCAGUGCCAGGGGACGUAAAGCCAUUCAUUUCCCUUCCAAACGCUCGAUGACAUAGAUGCAGAACAUUUCUUUGGACUCAGACGUUUAGAGUUAACACCAGCUGAAAGCUUCGGUUUCUGUCCUUUGGAUACAUAAGGCUUCUCUAUUCCGGGGUACAGGGCAGGGAGGAGGCCUCGUGACCGAAGGUUGGAGGUAGAGGGGGAGGGCCAGGUCCCAACCUUGACCCCUGGGCCCGUGCACCUCCUCGGGGCACAGCCUGGCGAUGCCACCAUGAGCAUGGUGUCUAGUAUGCUUGAAUCCGGACUGACAAGACAUGGAAGAAUUUGUGUUUUCUUCAAUGGACUAGCAGGAAGUUCCUUGGGAGCGUGUGUUUUUGAGUCACCACAGGUGAUGGACGCUACGAGUAGAAAUGGAUUAACUACCUCAAUCCUUACAGUAAGAUUGGAACCGAGGGGCAGGGACUCGUGCAUAAGGGUAUGAAUCCCAGCCAGGAGAAGUGAGUUGAGGCUAAUGCCGCAAAGUGGUUUGUUCUCAAGGAACAGGCAGGCCUGCCAGGAGCCCCCCACCCCCACCCCUCCCUGUCGAUGGGGCCGGGAGGUCUGGCAAGUUAGGUCCGCCCCCCCCCCCCCCCCCCCCCCCGCCUUCUGCCUUCCUUGCCCCGGGGUCCAGUGUGUCACCCCUUUCCCUUUGGCUCGACCUCCUCUCACUUGCUUUGUCCUGUGUCGCUGGACCAGAGAGGCUGGCUGGAGGUGAAGUUCAGGGCUCUGGCCUGGAACCCAGCACUCAGCCAUAGCGUCCGGAAGCCUGGGGAAGCCAGAGCAGAGAACUCUUUCAACAGGGUUUCUUUGGGACGCUGCACCUCCGCUAUAUCCUCAGUCUUCACGGGGACAGUUGGGUCAAGAAGAGGUGGUGUGGGAUCCUUUGUCCUGAGAGGGUCCAAGGCCCUGGUCCUCUGGUCACUCAGGCGUCUUUGUAGUCUGGGGGUGGGGGGUGGGGGAGUCCACCGGGCGAUCCCCGCCCCUCCCCACCCUCUAAUGGACCUCCUCAUAGAAGCCCCAUUUCACUUUUGUUUUAUCUACCUCUUAGCAAGACAAUAGAGAUAAAUUAGGUAGUGGCGGCUCCACUUGCUUAGGUUAGGGGGGGAAAAAGAUUUCUUUUUCCAAAGGAAAAAAAAUAUUACCUUAAAAAUACUUUCCAAAAAAUUUAAAAAACCAAAAAAAAGAAAAUAGUAAAAAAACAAAAACAAAAAAAAAGAGGGAGACAUUUUCCAGUGACCACUGGAUUGUUUUUAAUUCCCCAGGCUUUUUUUUUUUUUUUUCCUUCCCCCAUAAAUAAGUUUCACUCUUCGGCGAGUUUCUCCACUUUUUUAAGAUAAUGUGCUAUCCUGACUGGGAUAGCGGUCACAGUCUGCCCCCCUGGCCUGUCCCACCCCCCACCCCCUGUGCCCGCCAGCGAGUGCUACCUGUGUUCCCCCUGAUACCCUCCUGGCCAGGUGACUUCCGUCCCCCCGUCACCAAGAUUAAAGACUGUGUUGGGGUGCUUAAGUCUUGACUCCCCCUUUCCCUGUGGGGGUUGGGAGGCCACUUGUAACACGUCCGUGUAAAUUUUAUGUAACCCACUGCAAUGUAAAGGUGUUCAAAAUGAAUUUUCAGCAGAUGAUGAGUUAGCAUAACAAAUAAACAUCCUCUACCGCCACUUGGAUUCUCCCCUUCGUCCAGCAUCUCCCUCCCGGUCCGGGAAACCAGAAUAAAUCAAAGGAGCCCUCCUUCCCCAACGCACAGCGAGUGAGGCUCCAGUGCUGAGACCUCUCCCACUCAGGAGAGUGGAAAACGUGUUUUCGGAAUGCGGAUCCUGGUGGCGGCCGGAGGGGGCUCCCGCACGUGACUGCGCUAUCCUGUUCUGUAAUUCGCGGCCGCUUCAAAAAUUGUACUUGGCUGGAAGUCUGCCAGCCAUCGCCACGGUAUUUUGAUUGUACCCUUUCUCCCACCCUUUAAUCUGUACUUUGCUUUGUCCGGGGAGGUGGGGCGGCUGGCUCAGACUUUGCGAAUUUGUUCUUUUGCCGGACAGGCACGUCAGCCUUUCCCGUGAAGGUUGUUUCAGCUACAGCCCACUUGAUUCUGCUGUUUCAAUUUCAAAAAUAAAAGGAAACUUCUAUCGAAA
Messenger RNA from Hyaena hyaena (striped hyena), 8688 nucleotides. RefSeq names its product insulin like growth factor 2 mRNA binding protein 1 (gene IGF2BP1). Gene Ontology annotation, biological process: nervous system development; regulation of gene expression. Bases 290 to 2023 code for a protein of 577 amino acids. Gene Ontology annotation, molecular function: mRNA 3'-UTR binding. The transcript is spliced from 15 exons. The record is from RefSeq and is a predicted model, not a curated record. Lineage: Eukaryota; Metazoa; Chordata; Mammalia; Carnivora; Hyaenidae. Gene Ontology annotation, cellular component: cytosol; nucleus; cytoplasm.